Aspergillus puulaauensis is the source of this 3096-nucleotide messenger RNA. RefSeq names its product putative cyclin dependent kinase inhibitor Pho81 (gene phoC). NCBI's taxonomy places the organism in Eukaryota, Fungi, Ascomycota, Eurotiomycetes, Eurotiales, Aspergillaceae. The transcript has 10 exons. Gene Ontology annotation, biological process: glycerophospholipid catabolic process. Gene Ontology annotation, molecular function: protein binding; glycerophosphocholine phosphodiesterase activity. The record is from RefSeq and is a predicted model, not a curated record. Bases 1 to 3096 code for a protein of 1031 amino acids.
AUGAAGUUCGGCAAACAAAUCCAGCGCAGGCAGCUUGAUCUGCCAGAAUAUGCCGCUAGUUUCGUGAAUUAUAAAGCAUUAAAGAAGCUUAUAAAGCAAUUGAGUGCAACCCCGACUAUUCCCGCCCAGAGUUCUGUGGCCGUCCCUCAAAAUGCCUCCGAAGCGCAAGCUGCGCUUCGCGCGAACAAGGAGGUGUUUUUCUUCCGACUGGAGCGCGAAAUCGAAAAAGUCAAUACUUUCUACCUACAGAAGGAAGCCGAGUUCUCUCAACGGUUAAAAACCUUGGUUGAUAAAAAGCGAGUCGUGCAGUCGCGAACAGUGACCAAAUCUAAAGCUCCAGCAAAUCUUGUCGCACUUCUCGAAGGCUUCCAACAGUUCGAUGGGGAUCUGAAUAAACUUCAGCAAUUUGUUGAAAUCAAUGAGACGGCUAUGUCAAAGAUCCUCAAGAAGUGGGACAAAACAUCAAAGUCUCGCAUGAAGGAACUAUAUCUUCACCGCGCCGUCGAAGUACAACCGUGUUUCAAUAGAGAUGUUUUGCGCGACCUUUCUGAUCGGGCGACUACCGCCCGGAUAGAGCUUGAAGCUUGGGCGGAGGGUGAAAAUAUACAAUUCGAUACGACUCGUUCAGCCGAACGGACAACGGCACUUCAGCCUUUCGGAUCAGAAGAAGAAGACCUUGACCUUCAAGUGCUGCAGUCGGCCACUGCAGGAAAUCUACAAACCUUGCGCGAGUGGGCAGACAAACUGCAAAAAUCCCCCGACUCCCGCGAACGAGCUACGCGCACGUUCCUCGCCGCGAUCAACGAAUUCUCUGAUGAUGUCCUCGCUGUCCUUCUUGAAAGUAAAUUGGUCGAUAUCUUCGCUGAGGAUGAUAUCAACGAGCGGAAUUGCCUGCACGAGGCGGCCAUCUCUGGCCGGAAUUUUGUUUUCAAGGCUGGUCUAGAGGCGGGUGUUCAAGCCUCUCGGACGGAUGUAUAUGGGAGAAUACCUCUUCACUAUGCUUGUAUACAUGGCCGUGUGGAGAUGGUACAGCAACUACUAGAGACAGAUCCUAGUACUGUUGACAUUAUGGACCACGACAAUUUCACGCCGUUAAUACAUAGCAUUGUCAAGAAUCAGCUGGAUUGCGCUGACCAGCUUCUCCGCAAUAAUUCCCGCAUUGACCCCGUAUCCGAGUCCGAUCAUAUUCCGCUGAAUUUGGCAUGUCAACAUGGGUCCCUCCCCAUUGUUAAGAUGCUUUUAGAAAGGAAGGCCCAGCUCCUCCCCGAUGCAGAGGGCCUGUACCCUCAGCACAUGGUGGCGCGAGCUUCACAGUCUCCUGAGAUCCUGCUAUUGCUCAAACAGCAUGGCGCGGAUCUUAACCAAAGAGAUAAGCUCUAUCAGUGGACUCCUCUUUUCCAUGCUGCCAGUGAGGGUUGCGUCAAUUGUUUGCGAACGCUUCUGGAGCUUGGUGUGGAUGCGGAUGUUAAGGAUGAGAAAGACCUGGCAGCAAUGUAUUAUGCUGCCUGGGAAGGCCAUUUGGAAUGCAUGCUCUUGCUGUGGUCUCACCAUACCGAGUCACGGCAGUCCCAUCGACCAUUGGACAUUCUGAACGGCCUGCGGCUCCAAGAGCAUGGCUCUACUAUUUCCUGGCAGGAGCAGACUACAGUAGAGGCCGAUGACAUGGAAACGGUGGACGGCAUCCCCAUCCUAUCGCUUCCUCCACCAAUCAUCCCACUCCGACGAUAUGGGCACAACUUCUUGGACAAAAAGGUUUUCGUUCAGAUUUUGUUCGAUCCUAGUAGCUCGAUUUCCUUUGACCAAGCUGGGCGUUAUCCUGCUGCUCGAUUGACUAUUUCUUCGAAACUUUCCGAAUUAAUUCCGCGAACUGUGAUGCUCCCUAUCCAGGAAGAUUCACGAAUGAUUUCCUUCCAUGUUGAUACUCUGCAAACUUUCACCGUGGAUUUUGAGAUUUUCCCCACGUUUGGCUCCAAGGUGAUUGCAAAGACAGUUGCGCUUCCGACAGUCUUCAAAGCAGAGAAAUCCAGCGCCGGCUCUUGUUGUUUGCCACUUUUCGAUCCCCGAUUGCGAUCGAUUGGGCAGCUUCGCUUUGGAUUCCAAGUCAUCAAGCCAUAUCAUGGAGACCCUCUAGAAAUCACGCAUUUCGCGACAUACUGGAAGGCAACAAGCACUGGUGAAUCUGAUCACAGUGGCUUGGUCACUGGAUCUAGUCUUUCAGGAGACCAUAUUCAACUUUUCGUGCAACUUACAAGAGAUAGAAUACCCGUGGUCCACCCACAAUACACGGUGAAACACUAUGGCAUUGAUAUUCCUCUCUGCCAUCUUACCUUUUCGGAAUUCCAAGCCCUCGGUGCUGAAAAGGCUGUUCACAGAGCAGAGAUUCUCCAGCUUCUGCAGACACGCGCUUCCGAAGACAUAGCCCUAACGCAUAGAAUACUCGCCGCAUCAUUCCUAUCCCUAAGUGAGGUUUUCGAGAACCUCCCGGUUGAUGUCAAUGUCAACCUCUCUAUCCUUUACCCAUCAGCUGCGGAGGAACAAUCUUCGAACAUGACCUCUAUGGCAGACGUUAAUACAUUCGCCGACGCUAUUUUGACAGUCGUCUUCGACCAUGCUCGUGUGGCACGCGAUGAAAACCCUGAAUUCAUGCGCUCUGUCGUGUUCACGUCAUACAACGCUAACAUAUGCAUUGCCCUGAAUUGGAAGCAACCGAACUACCCUGUGCUCCUUUGCAACGAUCUUGGUCAAAUCCGCGAUUUGGCCCGUGACGCCGGGACCCAUCCAGAUGUUGACAGCAGUGGCCGGGCGUCAAUGUCUAUCAAGGAAUCGGCGCGUAUAGCGCAGAGCAACAAUUUUAUGGGUCUGAUAUGCCGGUCCAGCCUUUUGAACGUCGUGCCAGCUCUGGUAGCAACUAUCAAGGAACUCGGCCUUGUACUUGUAGCAGAUACCUCCGAUGAAGCCGACCAACCGGACAGCCAAAGCCUAGGCGCCGCCGGCUCCAUGGGCGUGGCCGAAUUGGCAUACCGCAUGCCUGAAGGUGUUAAUGGCUUAAUGAAGGCCAACGGCAUUCUGAGGUUCAAUGAUAUGAUCGACAUGUGA